Molecule: messenger RNA, 2884 nt
Organism: Falco peregrinus (peregrine falcon)
Lineage: Eukaryota; Metazoa; Chordata; Aves; Falconiformes; Falconidae
Gene: DPYSL4
Product: dihydropyrimidinase like 4
Exons: 14
Coding region: 47-1990 (647 amino acids)
Cellular component (GO): cytoplasm; cytosol
Molecular function (GO): hydrolase activity, acting on carbon-nitrogen (but not peptide) bonds, in cyclic amides
Source: RefSeq, a predicted model, not a curated record
CAGGCGGCCGCGGCAGCGCGGCGGGCAGCGGGGGCGGCCCAGGCCCAUGUCGGGGCGGCGGCAGGAGGCGGCGGCGCUGCCCGCCUGCUUCGCGGGGCUGGGCGCCGGCAGCCCGCGGCCGCGGCAGAAGCGGGGCGGCAUGUUCUGCAGCGUGGCGGACGCCUUCGACAACAAGACGCUGGACUUCGCCUCGCUCGGCGCCCACGGCCCCGGGACCGCCCCCGGCGAGCCCCGCCGCGCUCCCACCCCGGGCCCCGGCUGCGGGGCCGCCCCCCCCGCAGAGCUGCCCGACGGCUGCCCGCAGAGUGACCAGCUUCUAAUCAAAGGAGGAAAAAUUGUCAACGAUGAUCAGUCAUUUUAUGCAGACAUUUAUGUGGAAGACGGUUUGAUAAAACAAAUUGGAGAAAACCUGGUUGUUCCUGGUGGGGUAAAGACAAUUGAUGCCUACAGCCAGAUUGUGAUGCCAGGGGGGAUAGAUGUCCAUACCAGACUGCAGAUGCCCAUCAGGGGGAUGACUUCUGCUGAUGACUUCUACCAAGGCACGAAAGCAGCCCUGGCAGGAGGCACCACAAUGAUCAUUGACCAUGUCUGUGCGGAGCCGGGGACCAGCCUCCUGGCUGCCUACGAGCGGUGCCGUGCGAGCGCCGAUAGCCUGGCCUGCUGCGACUACUCGCUGCACAUCGACAUCCCUCGCUGGCACGAAAGCCUGAAGGAGGAACUGGAAGCCCUGGUGAAGGACAAGGGUGUGAACUCCUUCCUUGUUUUUAUGGCUUACAAAGACAAGCUUCAGUGCACUGAUGCCCAGAUGUAUGAAAUAUUCUGCAUUAUUCGAGACCUGGGGGCCAUUGCCCAAGUGCAUGCUGAGAAUGGAGAUAUCAUCGAUGAGGAGCAAAAGAGGCUGCUGGAACUGGGGAUUACAGGGCCAGAAGGGCAUGUCCUCAGCCGCCCCGAGGAGGUGGAAGCGGAGGCGGUGUACCGUGCAAUUACCAUUGCGAAACAAGCCAACUGCCCCUUGUACAUCACCAAAAUAAUGAGCGGAGGUGCAGCAGAUGUCCUGGCCCAAGCAAAGAGAAAAGGCACGGUUGUGUAUGGAGAGCCCAUUACCGCCAGCCUGGGCACCAAUGGCUCGCACUACUGGAGUAAAAACUGGGCUAAAGCUGCAGCCUUCGUCACGUCUCCUCCCAUCAGCCCAGACCCCACCACACCGGAUCAUCUCACCUCUCUCUUGUCCUGCGGGGACCUGCAGGUUGCGGGCAGCGCUCACUGCACCUUCACCACCGCGCAGAAGGCAGUGGGGAAGGACAACUUCACCCUCAUCCCCGAGGGAACCAACGGCAUCGAAGAGCGGAUGUCAGUAAUUUGGGAAAAGUGUGUGGUCUCCGGGAAGAUGGACGAGAAUGAGUUUGUAGCGGUGACCAGUACCAACGCUGCCAAGAUCUUCAACUGCUACCCCAGGAAGGGGCGCAUUGCUGUGGGCACUGACGCCGAUUUGGUUUUGUGGAACCCCAAGGCUACUAAAAUCAUCUCAGCAAAAACCCACAAUUCGAACGUGGAAUACAACAUAUUUGAAGGCACAGAGUGCCAUGGGGUUCCUACUGUGGUCAUAAGUCAGGGAAAAGUAGUUCUUGAAGAUGGAAACCUGUGUGUCACCCAGGGGUCAGGUCGCUUCAUUCCUAGAAAGACAUUCCCUGAUUUUGUUUAUAAAAGGAUAAAGGCAAGAAACAGGCUGGCCGAAGUCCACGGUGUCCCCAGAGGGCUGUACGACGGGCCGGUCCACGAUGUCCUCGCAAGUGCCAGAGCCAUGGCCCCCACGGCAACAUCCAGGAUCGCACCCUGCGCAGGCAAAGCCCAGGCUCCUCCUGUGCGCAACCUCCAUCAGUCAGGAUUCAGCUUGUCUGGGUCACAGGCAGAUGACCACAUUAUCAGACGCACGGCUCAGAAAAUCAUCGCCCCGCCAGGUGGCCGGUCCAACAUCACCUCGCUCUCCUGACGGGGCAGCCUGGGGGUCCCCCUCAAACUCAGGAGGAAAAGCAAGCGUUUGUCAGCUGCCCCAGCCCCUUCUUCUCGUAGGUAGAAAAUAGAGUAACCCCCGCCCCUGGGAGGUAGUGCUCCCAUCUUGAUUUCUCCCAGUCUGUAUUUCUUCAGUAGCCACUCGGAAAGCCCUUCCCUUGUGCAUGCAGGCACCUGGACCUACACUUGGCAGCAUGCUCGGCCGUGCCGCCGGCUGGCUCGUGGGCAGGGCGAAAGGAAGGUGCAUUCUGGCUGGAAUAUGCUCCUUCCUAGUAGCAUCGACCGGCCUUUCUACUGGAAGGGCUUUUAACCAACGAGCGCUUCUGACUCCUACGGUUUUAAUACAGCCUGUUGCAUCCCGUCUGUCUGCAGCAUUCCCUAGCAGAUCUGGACGCCGCCGUGCUGCGCAGCCUUGGCCGUGUUGCAGCCGCCACUGUCACUGUGCCUUGAGCCAGGGGGCUGUGCGGGACCACAGCGUGUGCAGCCAGCCCUGCGGUGGGGGCAGCCUCAGUGGGGUGGGUACGGGCACCCCAGGGUAGGAGGGUGCUGACAGCUCUGGGACCCGGUGCUGCAGCAGAUGGGCCGGUGGGCUGCAAUCUUUCUGCAAAAAACAAGUUGGGCUUGUUUUUUAAAGAUUAUUUAUACUGUUUUUCAGGAACUGAGUGUAAGUCUUAAAACCAAUAACAAGGGUCCUUUGAAGGCUAGUUGCAUAUGACAAGCUCUUUUAUAAAGUUAUUGUAGCCUGUUUAUUAUAUUUAAAGGUAUGUACAGUAAAGGUGAACCUCUAUGCCACAAAGCUAUGCAUGUACCUCCAGCAGAGUGGCUUGCCAUUCCUUUUCUGUUCCCUUGCUUUGAAUAAAGUUUGUUGGAAAUC